CUAACAAAUCAAUUGGUUGGUCAGCAAGUUGAAGACGGUUCUGUCGUCGUUGUCGUUAACGUUAUCGUUGUCACCACUACCGCGGUCGUGGUCUUCUCACCGCCACCGGGGAUAAUGAUGAUCGCCGAAAAAAUACAAAAUAACUUGUUUCCAUAAAUUUUAAUAUUUUUAAGAAUAUUGUUUUAUUAAAAACUGAGAGUUCUAACAAAAAUCACGAUUAGACGAUAUCUUAACGUUAAACUAAUCGGAUUGAUUUCUUUUCUUUAAAAAAAUUUGAUAAGUGUUUUGUUCUUUCGACAAUAUGAAGUCUCCUUCCGUUGUUGGAUCUAUAAGUUUUUUCAUCCUGAUAAUUGGAUAUUUUUCAAAUGGUGACGCACAAUUUUUGGGACGAAUUCUAGGAUUUCCUUCAGGACGAAAUCAACAAGGAUUCGCACCGCAAUAUCAACAGCAAUAUCAGCCACAAUAUCAACAACAAUAUUACCAACCUCAAGCACAGCAACAACCCCAGGGCGGUUCUGUUACAACAGCAGACAGCGAAGCUUACAAUCAAGACCUGAAGUAUGGAAACUUAGGUCUGAAUGGAGGAAUAAGUCAAUCACAGUCAGAAACUCUUGGAGAUAAUGGUUCCUUGAACGCAGAAAGGAGCACAUCUGCCAAAAAUGGCUUCCAAUUAGGUGAUCUUGGCAUAUCCAAUACCAUUACCGGAUCACAGGCGAUAAAUAAUGGCCAAGUAUCGAGAGGUGUUGCGAAUAACUUCCAAGUUGGUCAACUAGGUGUAGACUCGAGCCUGUCCAGGGAGAACCUCAGGAAUGGUUUAGGUGUUCAUCAAUCAAAGAACGGAGGGCUUGAGUUAGGUCUGGGAUUAUUGAAUAUUGACCUUUCUAGGAAGAACCAACAACCCAAUCAAGGGAAUACUGGUACCAGUGCUAAUGUCCAGGCCGAGGGUGAUGGAGCCAAUGCUAUUUCCAAUAGCAACACAAACAGUCAAACAGAGCAAUUUGGAGGACUUUCCAGUACUGCAACACACUCCAAGUCAAAUGCCAAAGGUUCCGUUCUGAAUGGAGUGACUAGUGGACAAGCUAAUGGAUUUCUUUCUGGAAGCCCCAACUAUGCCCAAUCAGGUGGUUUGUUUUCUGGCAGAAGGUUCAUCAGGCAAGCAGGUUUCUUCUUCCCCAAUGAUGGCGGCAAUGGCGGAUACAAUCGCGGUUUCAAUGACCGACAAAGGAAUAGACAUCAAGGCGGAAGACGUCGUGGUCAAGAGCAACAGUUCAAUACUGGUGCCAAUGCGCAAGGAAUCGGUCAGCAACAGCAAUUUAAUAACAAUGCUCAAGGCUUUGCCAACGGCAACGACCCAGCAUUCAUGCAACAAGCUGCCGCCAAUACAAAUUCUCAGAGCACAAUGGACGAAAACGGUCAGACCCAAGAUAAUAGUGCCUCGAGUAUAACAUCGAAUCUUGCCAAUGAUGGUUCCUCGGGUCAAGUCAGUUCAGCCAACACUGCUCAACAAAGCUACGAAAAUGCUGACGGUUAUGGAGAUAAAAACGCAGCCCAGAGUCAAUCGCUUAACUUUGAAAUGGGCCUCACUCAAGCUACAUCUUCGAAUGCCGAUACUAGCGUCGUUCAGGAUGGUGAUUCGCAGAGGAUGAAUGCUAACAGCGGAGCAUCAGCCAACGAACAGGGACAAUUCGGUUCGUCAGCAAAUACCGCUCAGACUAACACCGCAACUUUCGACGAGGCUGGUGGUCGCCAGGGUUCCGAGACUAACUCCAACAGUCAGUCAUCUUUGACUGGACCUAAUGGUGAACUGAAUACUGCCAAUACUGGAACCAAGACUUCAAGCAUAAUGAACGCCGAUGGAUCCAUAAACAACUCAGCCGACAGUCAGGCAGCAGGUUUUUCAAAUAAUGGAGGACCUGUCUCGGUUUCUGCUUCUUCCUCAACCGGAAUAGGACCAAAUGGAGCUUUCACUAAUGCCGAAGGUUUGUCCAAUACCAAUGGGGCCAAUAGCAAUGCCCUGUCCCAAAACGGCUUCCAAAGAUUCCCUGGUUUCCAGCAGGGAUUCCAGGGAGGUCAACGAGGUCAGUUUUCACCAUUCGGUAGAGGUCAGGCCAAUGCUUUUGGUUAAAAUGUAUUUCUUUUUGUUUUUGAAGCACAAGAAUAAAAACUGUGUUCUGCACUUUUUA
Eupeodes corollae is the source of this 2183-nucleotide messenger RNA. Its product is annotated as mucin-21. The transcript is spliced from 2 exons. The record is from RefSeq and is a predicted model, not a curated record. Bases 302 to 2125 code for a protein of 607 amino acids. Lineage: Eukaryota; Metazoa; Arthropoda; Insecta; Diptera; Syrphidae.